This is a messenger RNA of Colletotrichum truncatum, 228 nucleotides long. The record is from RefSeq and is a predicted model, not a curated record. Lineage: Eukaryota; Fungi; Ascomycota; Sordariomycetes; Glomerellales; Glomerellaceae.
AUGCCGGACCAGGUCGAGUACAGACAAAUGCCGAGGGAGCCCGCGCCCGCCGUGGUCAUUGAACCCAGAAUCAGCUCCGAACAACCCCGUCUGGCUGAACCCAUGGCCGUAGAACAACAACCAAUGUCCAUCCGAGGAGGCAAAGGCGAUGGCGGAGCCAUCUGCUGCGGCAUCUGCGCCGGCCUUUGCUGUUUCGAGUGCCUCGACUGCUGCUGCUGCUGUUGCUAG